AGUGUUUUUCUUCUCGAGAUUUAGUCAAUGAAUUCAUAAGAUUUGGGAAAUUACAAGACUCUGACCAUGAAUUACAUAAUAGCAGUCAUUUGGAAGAAAAUGUUGAAUUGUUUUCAAAAAUUAUUGUAAGGAAACUGAUUAGCGGAGUUUGCGUCAAAUAUGAAGAAGAUGAGUAUUUUGAUUAUUUAAUAUCGAAAUAUGGAUCAGAAAGUGGACAUAAAAUUGGAGGAGAAGGAACACAGUGAUGAAGAGGAUCAUCAUAUGCACGAUCACCACAACGACCACACGCACAGACACCACAAGAGAUCCAUUCCCAAUCAUUUACACAAUGAAACAAAUGAAUCCAAAUAUCAUUGUCUUGACCACGACUUCUAUUUAAGA
This is a messenger RNA of Oppiella nova, 381 nucleotides long. The record is from the annotation of a GenBank genome assembly. Lineage: Eukaryota; Metazoa; Arthropoda; Arachnida; Sarcoptiformes; Oppiidae.